AUGCUCAAGCGAGUUGCUUCGAGGGCGCCAUUUCCAGUUUCGCUGGAGGCCCUGCCCUGGUCGUCGCGCGGCGCUGAGCGUGUCAAUGGGAAGCUCAAGAAGAGUGGGACAGUGGGGGCGAAUGACGACCGCAUGCUUUCUGUGGAGUUUGCGGCGCCCGAGCAGGCAGCGGAGGGUUUGCCAUUUGGCUUCAAGAACGAGGCAGGGCGUGUCGCGCUGGACUCGGAGCGGCGGUGCCUUUUUGCGGGACUUGGAACGAAGCCCACCGUGUGUGACUACCGACUGGCGGUGACGAACGCAGUGCGGGAGGCGCAAAAGCUGCAGGCCUCUGCGCUGGUGCUCAAGUCGUUGCCAAACAGCGUGCAUUCCAUGGGGGACUUGUUCCAGGAGCCCGGCGUCCUGCCGUUGGAGGACGUUGUGGAGAAGACAGCCGCCUUCGCCGUGACAGCUGCCUACAAGUACGAUCGCUUGCGCUCCAAGCAGGCUGGCGAGGAGAGCGGUAAAACUCCAAUGGGGCUGUUUAUUGACUCAGAAUCCAUCGACGCCAUCGCCCGCGGGAAUGUCAUCGGUGGCUGUGUUAACGAGGCACGAAACCUGGGCAACCUGCGCGAGGACGAGGGUAUUCCGCAGCUCUACGCUGAGUGGAUCGCGAGGGAGCUUGCCCCACUUGGCGUGAAGGUGCGUCACGUACUAAAGGGAGAAAGGCUACGCAGCGCGGGGCUAAACCUCUUGUACAACGUGGGGAAAGGCUCACGGCAUGAACCGUACUUGGUUGUUUUUGAAUACACCGGCAACCGGUAUAGUGAGGAGGCAACUGCCCUCGUUGGCAAGGGCGUGACCUUUGACUGCGGUGGCCUGAACGUAAAACCGUAUGGAUCAAUGGAGACGAUGCAUUUGGACAUGAUGGGCGCUGCGACGGUGAUCUCCACCAUCAAAGCCAUCGCGUUGCUCCGCUUGCCGGUGAAUGUUGUUGGCGCCGUAGGCCUUGUGGAGAACGCCAUUGGUCCGGACAGCUAUUUCCCCUCGUCUAUCAUCACCAGUCGCAAGGGGUUGACAGUCGAGGUGCUUAACACGGACGCGGAGGGCCGUCUCGUCCUCGCGGACACCCUCACCUUCGUGCAGAGGGAUGCCAAGCUGACGAAGAGGCCGAACAGUGUUAUCGACCUUGCCACCCUCACCGGGGCUGUUCUCAUUGGCCUGGGAAGCCGACGGGCGGGGAUGUUUAGCAACGACCUCCACCUAGCCCGGCAGCUCAUGGCAGGUGGACGCAGCAGCGGGGACGAGUUGUGGCCGAUGCCGAUCGCUGAGGAGCACAAGAAGGCGGUGAAGGGUGGUCUGGCGGACCUGACGAACGUUUCCACCAGCAGGGAGGCGGGCUCCUGCACGGCCGCGGCGUUCUUGGGCAACUUCAUCGAGGACGGCGUGAAGUGGGCCCAUCUCGACAUUGCAGGUGUGGCGAUGGGUGGGGACAAACCGAAAGGGUUUCAGCCUGCCGGGGCUCCAGGGUUUGGUGUGCAGAUGCUUCUGGACUACUUCCGCCUGCCGCUGGCGGACGGCACGGCUGCUACUGAUGCCGCCGCCCCCGCCGCCGUGAUCGACAGCAGCACAAGUCAAAAGAGCGCUGCUUCCAAGGAGGAGAGCGUCGGUGAACCCGCGCUGUUGACGGACGCAGAGGAGCCGAGGCGGAGGAAGCAGAAUAGAAGGCCGGCGCCGACACGGAAGAGUGUGAAGGUGAGCCAGCAGAGGCAGAGCGCAGGGAGGCGGAAACAAUUGAGCAUAAAGGGGCGGAUACCCACCAAGCAGAAGAAGGAAAAGGUAAUGAAGCAUAACAAAAGUGAAGGGUAA
This is a messenger RNA of Trypanosoma rangeli, 1845 nucleotides long. RefSeq names its product putative cytosolic leucyl aminopeptidase, putative,metallo-peptidase, Clan MF, Family M17. Gene Ontology annotation, biological process: proteolysis. The coding region runs from base 1 to 1845 and encodes 614 amino acids. Gene Ontology annotation, cellular component: cytoplasm. Gene Ontology annotation, molecular function: manganese ion binding; metalloaminopeptidase activity. Lineage: Eukaryota; Euglenozoa; Kinetoplastea; Trypanosomatida; Trypanosomatidae. The record is from RefSeq and is a predicted model, not a curated record. The transcript has a single exon.